This is a messenger RNA of Scleropages formosus (Asian bonytongue), 2239 nucleotides long. RefSeq names its product aquaporin-4-like. The record is from RefSeq and is a predicted model, not a curated record. Gene Ontology annotation, cellular component: basolateral plasma membrane; plasma membrane. Gene Ontology annotation, molecular function: water channel activity. Gene Ontology annotation, biological process: water transport; transmembrane transport. The transcript has 5 exons. The coding region runs from base 31 to 1017 and encodes 328 amino acids. Lineage: Eukaryota; Metazoa; Chordata; Actinopteri; Osteoglossiformes; Osteoglossidae.
AAAAGAGUGGCGGAGCCGCGCAUUGGAGGCAUGAGCGAGAGCGCGGCGCCGGGAGCGCUGAGGAGGUGCCUGUCCUUGUGCAACCCCAACAGUGUAAUGGCAGCGUUUAAGGGAAUCUGGACACAAGAGUUCUGGAGAGCAGUCUCGGGGGAGUUCCUGGCCACCAUGAUCUUUGUCCUUCUCAGUGUGGGCUCAACAAUAAACUGGGGAGCUGGCGAGGAGAAGCAGUCACCCCCUGACCUGGUGCUCAUCUCGCUCUGCUUUGGACUGAGCAUCGCCACCAUGGUGCAGUGCUUCGGUCACAUCAGCGGCGGUCACAUCAACCCCGCUGUGACAGCUGCCAUGGUCUGCACCAGGAAGCUUAGCCUGGCCAAGGCUUUCUUCUACCUCAUAGCCCAGUGCUUGGGAGCUACAGUGGGGGCAGGAAUCCUCUUCAUGGUCACUCCUGCUUCAGUGAGGGGCAACCUGGGGGUAACCUCGGUCAGUUCCAGCAUUUCUGUGGGCCAUGCACUGGUGGUGGAGCUGUUGAUCACUUUUGAGCUGGUCUUCACCGUGUUUGCCACUUGUGACCCCAAGCGCGUUGACCUAAAAGGCUCAGCAGCCUUAGCCAUCGGGAUCGCUGUCUCCAUCGGCCAUCUCUUUGCCAUCCCUUACACUGGUGCCAGUAUGAACCCUGCUCGGUCAUUUGGCCCUGCUCUUGUGACCUGGAACUGGGAGAACCACUGGGUCUACUGGACAGGCCCCAUUAUGGGCGGCGUCGUGGCCGCCGCUCUCUACGAAUAUGUGUAUUGCCCCGACCAAGAGUUGAAGCAGCGCAUUAGAGACGUCCUUUCCAAGGGCCCCUACACCUCCACCAAGUACAAGGAAGUGGAGGACAGCCGCUUCCCGAGGGACCUGGACGAGCUGGUGAUCAAGCCAGGACCUUUCCAUGUGAUCGACGUGGAGAGGGCUGAAAGAAAGGACCGUGAUCGAGACCGGGAUCGGGACCCGUCUCGGGAGGUGCUGUCCUCCGUAUGACUAGCCAGGAGCGCUGAAAAAGGAGAGCCACCCGUUACCCUCGGCCAACCCCCCGCGUCCUCCCUUAAAGAAACGGACCUGCUGUAGGACAGAGUGCCGCCACGUUUCUAAACAGUGGUGAACUCACCCAGUCUUACACAAAGUCAUAGUGGACCGCUGUGACUCUCAGGUGUGAUCUGGGGCUCAGAUUUAUGACGGAGAAGGUGAAUCAGGGUCACCGUUCUAUUAAUUUCUGGGAAUUUAAUUACCAGGGUGAUGCUGAGACAAUCAGAGGUGCCAUUAAAAUUGGGUCAAGGGCAAAUUUUAUAGCCCUACGGCUGGUUGGAGCAUCACAUCUGUGCUCUCCCAGGGUUACUCCUUUUUCAGUGCAUAUUUCUGUUGAAAAAAAUAAACUUUACUUAUGACACUGUUUUUUUUAAUUGCUCUGAAUUUCUUUUGAGUGUUUUUUUUUGACGGUGUUUACUGAGUUGAACGACUGAAGUGAAUUGUGAACAUCGGUAGCGUAUUUAAAUUGUGAAUUUCGGAAUACGCUUUGCAGCCGAAAUUUAUUUUCACUGUAUGUUUUCCUUUGUGCGGUUUCUUCGCCCCCACUGUGCCGUUCUUUGUCUGGAGCUGUUAUGACGAAGGGCGGACUUAGUCCUCAUUCUUUUCGGUUUUCACUUACAACUUGUUAGAUGUUUUGUAGUCUAGAUUAUACCUUCUUAAAAUCAUUUUUCCAAUUUUCAAAGGCUAGCUCAAGCCUCUGCAGUGAGUUUAGAUGUACAGUUUUGUGUAGAGGAAAAACAAAUAAUUGCAAAUAUUGGAGCGGAGUGUAUUCAUUUCAUAACAUGUCUUCACUGUAAGUACUACUAUUUGUGUAAAGCUCCGAUUUUCAAAAUGUACGUUAUUUCUCAACUUUUCGUGUCAGGCUCAGUUUCGCUGAUGCUUUUUUGCAGUGACGUUUUCAAUAAAACUAAUGUAAUGUUUUUUUUUAAUUCACUGAAUAAAAACUCAGGGCUCAUGACAGCCUUAGCACAGAGAAGAUGUUGUGCAACUCUUGUAUUGCAAGGUAGUUUGGGAAAGUCACUCGACUGACUCGGAAACUGAUAGUAAUUAUGAUAUUAAUGAUAUUAUGGUGUUGCUGUGUGACUGCUGACACUGGGAACCGCAGCACAGCAGACCCUCACAAGCACAGUACUGAUAGAGCACCUCUCGACAUGUGAGAUUCCUCUUAAAUUACAUA